GGGGAGGCGCGGAACCGGCUGCGGUGGGCAGACGGGAAGACCAUCAAGAAUGAGGUGGACCUGCAGGUGCUGCAUUUGCUGGGGCCAAAGACAGAAGCUGACCUGGAAAAGAAGCCAAAGGCUGCAAAGGCCCGGCCAGCCCCAGCGGAGCAGCAGAAAAAAAAAAGGAGAAUGGUAAGAGACUGCGAGGUGGGCAUGGAGACACAGUCACUGCUCGAGCAGCUGCGCGGAGACGCCCUCACGUUACACAAGCCGGGAGAGAACUACAAGACGGAGGGCUACGUGGUGACGCCCAACACCAUGGCUCUGCUGAAGCAGCACCUGGCAAUCACGGGUGGGCAGGUGCGGACACGGUUCCCUCCUGAGCCCAAUGGGAUCCUGCACAUUGGCCAUGCCAAGGCCAUCAACUUCAACUUUGGCUAUGCCAAGGCCAAUGGUGGCGUGUGCUUCCUGCGCUAUGACGACACCAACCCCGAGAAGGAGGAGGAGAAGUACUUCACGGCCAUCCGGGAGAUGGUGGAGUGGCUGGGCUACCAGCCCUAUGCAGUGACCCACGCGUCAGAUUACUUUGACCAGCUCUACACCUGGGCCCUGGAGCUGAUCCGCAGGGGCCAGGCAUAUGUCUGCCAUCAGAAGGUCGAGGAGAUCAAGGGCCACAACCCGCCGCCCUCACCAUGGCGGGACCGGCCCGUGGAGGAGUCGCUCCUGCUCUUCGAGGUACUCCUGGCUGGGGGAGGGCGCUGCGUGCCCGUGGGGUCCGGGUCCGUGGCUCAGCCAAUGACUGUGGUAUGAGAGGAGGGGAAGCUGGACCCCUUCCCCUACCUUGUCAAGUUCACUCCGCACCACCGCACCGGGGACAAGUGGUGCAUCUACCCCACGUAUGACUACACACACUGCCUCUGCGACUCCAUUGAGCACAUCACGCACUCCCUCUGCACCAAGGAGUUCCAGGCCAGGUGAGCACCGUGCAUGGCACGGCCCAGGGCCGGACCUGGCAGGCUGAACCUGCUCUACACCGUCGUUUCCAAGAGGAAGAUCAUCCGGCUGGUGGAGACAGGUGCCGUGAGGGACUGGGAUGACCCACGGCUCUUCACGCUGACAGCCCUGCGCCGGCGAGGCUUCCCCCCCGAGGCCAUCAACAACUUUUGUGCCCGGGUCGGGGUCACUGUGGCGGAGGUGUCGAGGGAGCCGCAUCUGCUGGAGGCAUGUGCACGGGAGGUGCUGAACGAGCAGGCACCCCGUGCCAUGGCUGUCCUGGAGCCCCUCAAGGUCACCAUCACCAACUUCCCUGCCCCAAAGGCGCUCGAGGUCCUUGUGCCCAACUUUCCAGCUGAUGAGAGCCGGGGUUUUCACAAAGUGCCCUUCCAGCCCACCGUCUACAUCGAGGAGACGGACUUCAGGGAGGAGGUGGACAAGGGCUACAAGCGCCUGGCCCCCGGACAGCCGGUGGGGCUGCGCCACGCUGGCUAUGUCAUCGCCGUCCAGAAUAUCAUCAAGAGGCGCAGGCGCAAGCUCAGCAGUGCUGGAGCAGCAGCGUGGCCAUGCACCAGCGGGCUCUGCUGGGGUCUGUCCGGCUCCUUGGCGGGGAAGAUGCUGCUGUUUUUGCACAAAAAUCCCGAGGACCCAUCAGAAGUGCCUGGUGGCUUUCUGAGCGACCUCAACCCU
Messenger RNA from Fulmarus glacialis (Northern fulmar), 1665 nucleotides. RefSeq names its product glutaminyl-tRNA synthetase (gene QARS1). Gene Ontology annotation, molecular function: glutamine-tRNA ligase activity; ATP binding. The transcript has 18 exons. NCBI's taxonomy places the organism in Eukaryota, Metazoa, Chordata, Aves, Procellariiformes, Procellariidae. The annotation marks the transcript as partial. The record is from RefSeq and is a predicted model, not a curated record. Gene Ontology annotation, cellular component: aminoacyl-tRNA synthetase multienzyme complex; cytosol; cytoplasm. Gene Ontology annotation, biological process: glutaminyl-tRNA aminoacylation; translation.